Molecule: messenger RNA, 2583 nt
Organism: Alternaria ventricosa
Lineage: Eukaryota; Fungi; Ascomycota; Dothideomycetes; Pleosporales; Pleosporaceae
Exons: 2
Coding region: 1-2583 (860 amino acids)
Molecular function (GO): protein binding
Source: RefSeq, a predicted model, not a curated record
AUGAGUAGGAACGGCGCCAUGGAGCCUCCUAUCGCCGAUCUCGCGCGACUGAACGUCAACGACGCGAGAGAAAACAAUGCUCUAACCGAUAUUGUGCAAACAAGCACGACGAAGGCUGAGCCAGCGGACUGGAAAAUCAUGGCGUGGCAAGCAUGCCAGCAAGGACGUUUUGCUGAUGUCAAGUCGAUCCUGGAGAACUUGGACCCUCAAGAUGUCUCACACUUCGUCAAUGCUAGGUGCAAGAACGGCAACACCGCGUUGAUAGUCGCUUCCGCGUUAGCUCACAAACAUGCGUCAUGCGCCACGAUUAUUCCUGUCCUGCUGGAAGCGGGGACCGAUAUCAACGCUAAGAACAAAGAAGGUCGAACUGCCUUGAUGGAAGCAGCGCUUUGGGGAGGUUUAGCAGCGGUGAGAGCUCUCAUGAAUUGGAAGCAAGGCAGUCUCGUGGACGCAAACUUGAAGGAUAAGUCGGGACUUAAGGCCAUUGACUUGGCUGGUACGGACAACAAAUUCGCAAACGAGAGAAAAAGACGGUGUGCUGAUGGCGAAAAUGUAGAAGAGUGUUUUGAUAAGGCACUGCGGAUCAGGAUCGUAAAGCUGUUGUUAAGAUAUGAUGGCAAUGGAACGGACAUGCCUAAGCCUACUCAGCAUGCAGGCACGUCGAAGCAUGUUGAAAAUGGCAAAGAAAGAAGUGAUGCAGAUAUCUUGAAGAAAACCCAAGCAAAGUUGAAGGCUGCGGAAGAUUUGGCUAAACGUCACCUGGCUGAGCUGGAAAAGACAAGAAGGAAGCUAAAAAAGAAGGAACAGGAGCUCGAAAAAGAGCAUUCGAAGCUCAUGAAAGCCCAGACCGACAUGAACGAUGUCUACGCAAAAUUUGAACAACCGAGCCGGAUCAACGUAAACGGAGCUAGCCAAAAGCCCCAAUUCAGGAAGGAAAGGAUAUUCAUCGACCCCCCUUGGUUCAAAUUCGAUUUCACGAUGACUUUCGAUGUCGAGCCUGUGUGGACGGAUGCAACGAUGGCGUACAUGAAGAUGAACGAGAAACAUUUCUUCGCCAAGAACGGAAAAGCUCAUGACACCCAAGAUGCUUCCGCCAUCAUGUCUACACAGGCAAUCAUAACCUGCAAUGCCGCGCUAGAAGAGCUCAAGAGACCGUGGACCGCGACCACAUUAACAGAAACUCAAGAACAGCGUCGAUCAGACGUAGCCAGUGCGAAGAUACUGUGGUCCCAAGUUUUGGUGGAGUUUCGGCAAAAGCAAGGAAUGACCGUCAAGAACUACAAUCUUAGAAGGAAAAGGCAGCCGUUCUUCCAGUUCUUAGAUCUACCCGGUAAGCUUCGCAACAUGAUAUACGACAUCUGCCUGGACAACGAGAAGACGACAAGAAACCCUGAUAUGACGAAGAGGGUACGGGUUAAUCGGGGAUCAAUGGGAAGCAAGACUUAUUUGGACCAUAACAUACGGCAAAAGCGCGUAAAAGAGAUCCGCGCGCGAAAGCCGACCAGAGAACAUAGAAUACGAGAUGCCACCCGAAAAGCUGCGCUCGAAAAGAUUGUAGAGAGACGACUUAAGCUCGCGAUUUGUUCGAGGGAUGGACUCACAGCUGGCGCCCACGAAGCAUUCUACUUGUACAAGCUCGAGCACGACAUGUAUACCUUGCCAUCAAAGAGAGUGACGGAUGGCCAGAACAACCACGACCAAGGCAUAUUCAACUCAGGCAACAGAACAACAAAGGAAGGUGUCCUGGAGAUCGAUGUCAGAGGCAAUCUAGUCGACGACCUUCCCAUGCUCUCCUAUGUCGAUCGCGCGAUCUUCUCCGAAACCCUGUUCCUCUACUACUCCACGGUGAGAGAAGGUUUGUGGAUCAAAUGGACAGUCCGCAACCUGGAUUUCUUCCCUUUCCUGCGCUUCUACCAGUCAUUUACCAGGGGUGAAAGCGCGGUCGAAAUCCCACCUUCGAGACUGCACAUUGAGUUCGACAAGGAGAAAGAGGAGACCGAUGACGGUCUACAUGCGAAGAAGUUCGUCCAUGUAAAGAGACUGGUUGAGCUACACUGGCUGGACGGCUUUCCGCUCUGGGGCUGCUUGACAGGCCUGUCUGAUCGCAAGGACUGCAAAGGGCCGUUUGGAGACUACAUGUACUCUGUCCGUCAGGUCGUGGCGUUGUACCGUAUUGAUCACGAAGCUUGGAAGUCGCUCUCCGUUGAAUAUCUUCGCCGUUGUGAGGAAAUGGGUGAUGACGAUGCCUUGGAGAGUAACUUCGCAACACUCUCCGACGCCGAGCUUGUUGAAGCAGUCAUCGACAUGCUAUGCAGAGCGAUUGAGUACCACCUCGGGUACACAGGCAGCUAUUCACGCGUUGGUCGCGACCAGAGUGAGUGGGAUCAAGACGUCUUCGAAACUUUCAGGUAUAAGGGAUCACAUGUCAGGACGGCUUAUGAGAAGGAGCACACCAUCGUCCAUGUUGUCAGCCUGUAUCGGAAGAAGGUCGACAAGACACUGCGGGGUCGGCUAGGGGAGACGUACGAGGAAUGGGAGAGUCUUCCAGAUGAUGCGCUCAUUCCUGAAGGGGUGGUGUUGUAG